AUGUUGGGGAAAGUGAAAAGCAGCAUUAUUGUCAUUUACAUGACCACUGGACUGCUCUACAUACUGCUCAGCAUCAAGGCAUCCUCCACCUACAUGAGGCCGAAGCGCCAGAUGUGGCCAGUGGAUCAUCCGGCGAUUGUCCUCUAUAGACAGCAUCCGAACGCCAUGCGAAAGUUCUACUGGUACAACACCAGGACCCCGAUUUUGGUGGGCAAAAUGCGUCUAAAAAACUACAUGCGCAACAUGAACAUGCUGCCCAGAUACGUCCACUCACCUGUCCAGUUCCACGAGGCCUAUGCGAAUUCCAAGAGGAGCAUCUUCAGGGACUUGAGCAAUGUGAAUGGGUUCAAAGCCACAUCCCCGCCCACUGCCACUGCCACUUCCCCAGUGGACUUCGUGGCGGCCCCGCUUAACCCGAUUGAGUACAGCUCCCCCCCGGUAAACCCACCCGUUGCUUUCAGUGUAGCCCCAGUCAACGCGUUCGUGCCCCUGACGGCGGGAACGCUGCCAAGCGCAGAACGCCUAUUUGGCGCUCCGAGUCAGUGGAACCAGUCGGAAUCCCACGCCUCCAACGACGGCUGGAAGAAGUGUCGCGAAAACUGCCUCCAAGUUCCGUACAAGGAGUAUGCUAAGGACCAAUAUGGCUCGCAGAGCAUGACCAGUGACCUACCGGUGACCACGACCACCACUUUGCCCUACUUCAACUACGUGGCGCACACCUACUUCACCCUGGACGACGUCAUUCUGCCCCAUUCCGCAUCGAAACUACCGAAAUCUCCAGCACCAGACCAGCAGUUUCGCCCCAGUAUUCAAGUGCUCACAACGGAAAGGUCCCAGGAGCUGUUCACCGAGCUAUUCCAGCCCACUACGCCGCCUCCAACGGCCACAACCACAACCACGACCACUGCAUUCACUUUUCCGGGGAGAACUACGGUGUUGGACAUGGAGUACAGAUAUAGCACCAGACCAAGCUGGUUCAGCCCCACUACCUCCAGCACCACAACAACCGAGGCUGCAGUUUCGGAGGAUCCCCCGAAGUGGACAACACCGCAACCCGUACAGAGCGUCUAUUCUACUUCUACGGCGAAUGUUACAAAAGCAUCCUAUAAGCAUAGACUGAAGUCCCUGAAGGCGACCAAAAACUUUUCCUCGAGCAUUGAAACCAAACUGAAACUUUUAAAGCUGCACCUUAAGAACCUAGUUACCACUAGGGAAACGCCGAAGAACGAUCAGAAUCUAACAACUCCAGCUGUACUCGACAACAACACCAAGUUGCCGGAAACGACAACAACAACAACAACAACAACAGCGCCCACGCCGCCAAGAAGAAGAACCAGCGUCAAUAGAAAACUGAGAAAGCUGCGAGUUUUGGCGUCGACCAAAAAGGUUCCGGUGCAGAUUUCGAGGAAUUCUACAGACUCCAGCAAAGCCAAGGCAGAAUUUAAAAAGAUUUUACCGAAAAGAAUUUACCAACGGCGCAAACACUUGAACUCCACUGCAAUGCCAGAACCCACGAAAAACAUAACAGUUGAUUCCGAAUCGAUAAACAAGCUUAGGCGCCGAACAACAGCAAGCACACGGAAAUCGACGAACGUCGAUGACAGCGUUAUCGUUCGAAACGCAACGCAGGCGAUAACUCACACUUUGCCAAAAUCUCGCGCUUAUGGUAUAGCUGAGGAAAAGCACGCCUUAGUCACGGAGUCGGCAAUCAUGACUAUUUCCAGUGGCACUUUAAAAAUGAGACAGCCCCAUAUUAAGGCAAGGGCAAAGCCGCAAAGGUCCAGAAAAAUUGCGCACCUGGAAAACGAUAAUUUCAUACCGUCGCUGCCCAUCGAGGUAUUUUUUAAAAAAGUAAAUCAGCAGUAA
Messenger RNA from Drosophila teissieri, 1866 nucleotides. RefSeq names its product cell wall protein DAN4. Lineage: Eukaryota; Metazoa; Arthropoda; Insecta; Diptera; Drosophilidae. Bases 1 to 1866 code for a protein of 621 amino acids. The record is from RefSeq and is a predicted model, not a curated record. The transcript is spliced from 4 exons.